Molecule: messenger RNA, 3210 nt
Organism: Dermacentor albipictus
Lineage: Eukaryota; Metazoa; Arthropoda; Arachnida; Ixodida; Ixodidae
Source: RefSeq, a predicted model, not a curated record
UGCGCCGCCUCGUUGCUCACAGCACUGCUCAUUUGGCGGCGGCGGCACUUUAACUACUUCAAGGAGUUGGGCAUCCCGGGACCAAAACCAAACUUGAUCUGGGGAAACAUCAGAGAAUACCAUUCUAUGGAAAUUUACAAGGUUAUAGGAAAAUGGCUCGACAAGUACGGUGACGUGUUUGGGUUCUUCAAUGGAGAUGUGCCCAUUGUUGUAAUAAGAGACCUCGACUUUAUAGAAGACGUGUUCGUGCGCAACUUCCAGAACUUCGUGAAUCGAGGAAUCACAAUGAUGACAGACCAAAUGCAUCCAAUUAUGGGACAGUCGAUUCUGCACGUCGGCGGCUACAAAUGGAAGAAUAUUCGCGCGUCUGCCUCUCUCAGUCUGACUUCCAAAAAGCUGAAGAUGAUGAUGCCACGCAUCCAAGAAGACGUCGGCACCUUCGUCCAAGCGAUGAGGCAGUACGCCGACACGGGUAAAGAGGUGCAGAUGCUUCACAAGUUUGAGGAACUCUCCAUGGACUUGACGGCACGAGGGGCGUUUGGCAUCAACGAGCGCUUCGUGGGAAAGCCUGACCACCCGUUCAUAACCACGUCCAAGGCAGUAGCCAGGAAUAUCAUGACAGGUCCAUUCUACUAUAUCGGACAAUGUACAACAAGAUUCGGAGCUUUGAUGAAACCGCUAUAUUGGCUAUCCUUGAUUAUCGGGGAUUACUCGUUCGAUCCCCUCAAUGCCCAGACCAUGGCGGUGAUGAAUUUGAGAAAGAAUAAUCCUUCACUUCGCAGGCCCGACAUCUUGCAAAACCUUCUUGACGUCGAGUACGUUGAAGAGAACGAAAAUGAAGACGCUGGGGACAAAACAGCCAAAGGUAUCGUCAAGUCUAGGGCGCUGACCAAUGAAGAAGUGUUAAUCACUGCUUCAUCACUAUUUAUAGCUGGUUUCGAGACAACGGCAACGGCUCUGAGUUACAUGAUAUACGCCCUUGCAAAGCAUCAGGAUGUACAAGAAAAGGCUCGCAGGGAAGUGAUUGAUGCCGUCGGCACCAACGGAGAACUGGACUACGAGACCCUCACGAAGAAGUUGAAGUACACGAGAUCAGUGGUGGACGAAACGCUGCGCCUGUAUUCACCGGGACUAUCGUUUAUUACGCGGCAAGCCAAGGAAGAUUACGUAUACAACGGCGUGCAGUUUAAGGCGGGAACGUGUUUCAUGGUGCCGCAGUACCAAGUGCAGAGGGACCCGCGGUAUUGGCCCAAUCCAUUGGAAUUUAAACCCGAAAGGUACCUGUCGGAUAACGAAGCAGCCCUAAAGCAAACGGCAUACACAGCCUUCGGCGUUGGGCCUCGGCAAUGCUUGGGGACAAGGCUGGCAUUGCUGGAAAUGCGAUGUGUUGCGGGCAAGAUACUGCAGAAGUACCGCUUGGAACUGGGCCCAUCUCAGAAGACCAACGGAAACAAGAGACUCAAUCCCCUGCCUUGUGCAACUCAAGGAGACCGCAGACGAGAAUAUGUGGGUGACGGUGACCUUUCUUGCUCUCGUAUCUACGGCUACAAUUUGCCUGCUCAUAGCGAACUACUCUAUACCAUACCACAUGUACCAGCCAAAAAACCACAAUACUCCCCACCCCCCAAACGCAAGGCGGGGCAGUGGGAGAUGGGGCUCACCAGCUCGCCAUUGGAGGAGCUGAUCACCAGAGUCGAAAGUGCUGCCACCGCCGCUGGGGCCCUAGACUAUGGCGGUGGCGUCACUUUUCCUACUUCAAGAAGCUCGGCAUACCGGGCCCAAAGCCAAGCCUUAUCUGGGGAAACAUACGAGAAUACCAGUCAAAGGUACUACAAUGGUGACGUGCCGUUUGUGGCGCUGAAGGACCUUGACUUCAUCGAGUACGUCGGUGUCCGAAACUUCCAGAAUUUCAUGGACCGUGGUAUCAUUAUGGCCAUGGACUCGAAGCAUCCAAUCUUGGGCCGAUCCAUAAUGCACGAAAGUGCACCUCGCUGGAAAAGCGUCCGAAAUUCUGUGGCCUAUGGUUUCUCAACAACGAAGCUCAAGCUUAUGAUGCCCAGCAUUAAGGAAAAAGUGGACACGUUCUUGAAGUUAUUGGACGAGCACGCCGAUUCGGGCGAAGAAGUGAACGUGUUGUCGAAAUACGAGGAGCUCUCGAUGGAGUGCGUCACCCGAAGUCUGUUCGGGCUCGACGAGCACUUCCUCGGAAAGCCCGAUCACCCUCUCAUAGUCGUCGCCAAAGCAGCCUUUAGAGGCCUUAUGACGGGAUGCUUACACGUGAUUGCCCAGAGCACAACGACGUUCGGCUCGCUUAUGAAGCCUUUCUACUUCCUCGCGUAUGCUGCUGGAGAAUUCACCUUUCAGGAGCUAUCAGAUGAAACGGGAAAACUGGUGAACAUGAGAAGAAACAACCCAGCGUACAGAAGACAAGACAUGCUGCAAAAUCUUCUUGACGCGGAGUACACUGACGAGCCGACAGGCCUCUCAAGCACAGCUUUGCCAAAUGGUAAUUCCAAGACGCGGCCGCUGACUGUACAAGAAGUGGUUGUGAAUGCUGCUACACUAUUCGUUGCAGGGUUUGAAACAAUGGCUUCAGCUCUAAGCUACGUGACGUUUGCACUGGCAAAGCACCCGAAAAUUCAGGAGAAAGUCAGGAAGGAAGCGGCCGACGCUAUCUCAGCUUCGGGGUCACUGGAUUACAUGGUGGUAACGAGAAGACUGAAGUAUCUCAGUCAAGUAAUCGAUGAAGCGUUGCGUCGGUAUUCACCGGCUCCGACGUCCAUCACGAGGCAAGCGAAAGAGGACUUCGUCUACAACGGUACCAAAUUCAAAGCAGGAACAUGCUUCAUAAUUCCACAGUAUCAUCUUCACAUGGAGCCACGUUUCUGGCCCAAUCCUGAAGAAUUUGAUCCCGAAAGAUUCUCUCCGGAGAACUCGUCUGCGCUGAAAAAGUGUGCGCACGUACCCUUCGGAAUCGGACCACGCAACUGCGUCGGCAGGAGGAUGGCGCUCCUCCAGCUGAAGUACGCCGUGGCCAGGCUUGUGCUGAAGUAUCGAUUCGAGCUGGGCGCUUCGCAAGAGGGUACCAUGGACAUAGAGGAAUAUUGCUUUCUCUCUGCACCCACCAGAGGCCCAUGGAUUGUGUUUCAAAGGUUGUAACGCACUGCGUCGACAAAACUUUUCAGCCUUGUUAAGGCCAGCUAUACCCGG